CAACAAUAGGCUACAAAGUUGGUGUAGGUUAAAGACAGUGAAGUUCUUUAGUUGCCUUGGAGACGGGGGUGGGGCCGCCGCUCGCGGAAACUGCCUUUAAAUAUGUCGUUGGAGUGAGAGGUUUUACACAGUCUCAUUUGGAUUUUACACUGAACUAGGCUACAUAGUAUAGUACCAGGGAAAACAACCAGGUACCGACCGUCGCCCUGAACACAAGACAAUCAGAACCAUGUGUGGGAUCUUUGCCUACCUGAAUUACUGUGUGCCUCGCACCAGAAAGGAAAUAUUCGAGACACUGGUGAAGGGACUGCAGAGGCUGGAGUACAGAGGCUACGAUUCAGCAGGCAUCGCUGUGGAUGGUGACAAAAACACAACGACAGAUGGCAUCAACAACAACAACAACAUCGUUCUCAUUAAGAAGAAAGGCAAAGUCAAGGCCCUGGAUGAAGAGCUCUACAAGAAAGACUGCAUGGAUCUGGAGGUAGAGUUGGACACACACUUUGGCAUGGCUCACACACGCUGGGCCACACACGGAGAACCCAGCGCCCUCAACAGCCAUCCCCACCGCUCCGACAAGAACAAUGAGUUUGUUGUCAUCCACAAUGGCAUCAUCACCAACUACAAAGAGUUAAAGAAGUACCUGAACUCCAAGGGCUAUGAGUUUGAGUCAAAGACGGACACAGAGGUCAUCCCUAAACUGAUCAAAUACGUUUACGACAACCGAGAGAGAGAAGACCUGUCCUUCUCUACCCUGGUGGAGAGGGUCAUUCAACAGCUGGAGGGGGCCUUCGCUCUGAUGUUUAAAAGCCGUUAUUUCCCCGGAGAGGCGGUAGCCACCAGGAGAGGAAGUCCUCUGCUCAUUGGUGUGCGGAGCAAGUAUGAGCUGUCUGCAGAGCACAUUCCAAUCCAGUACAACACUGAACACCCUGUAGCUAUGUUCAAAGAGGGGGUCCAGGAAAAGAACAGCCAUAACCGGCCAGAUAUCGCCAAUGCUGUGAAUUCCGCUGAAGACGGCAAGGCUGUGGAGUACUACUUUGCUUCUGACGCUAGUGCCAUCAUAGAGCACACCAACAAGGUGAUCUACCUGGAGGAUGAUGAUAUAGCAGCGGUUGUAGGGGGGAAGCUGUCCCUCCAUAGGCUGAACCGCCUGGCAGGGGAGGUUCCUGUCCGGGCCAUCCAGACCCUCCAGAUGGAAUUGCAGGAGAUCAUGAAAGGUAACUUUGAGGCGUUCAUGCAAAAGGAGAUCUUUGAACAGCCAGAGUCUGUGUUCAACACCAUGAGGGGGCGGAUCUGCUUCGACACCAACAAAGUGAUCCUGGGGGGAUUGAAGGACCACCUGAAGGAGAUCAAACGUUGCAGACGCCUCAUCAUGAUUGGCUGUGGAACCAGCUUCCAUGCUGCCGUGGCUACCAGACAAGUUCUGGAGGAGCUGACAGAGCUCCCUGUCAUGGUGGAGCUGGCUAGCGACUUCCUAGACCGCAACACGCCCGUCUUCAGAGACGACGUCUGCUUCUACAUCAGCCAAUCAGGUGAGACAGCAGACACCCUGAUGGCUCUGAGGUACUGUAAGGAUAGAGGUGCUCUGACGGUGGGGGUCACCAACACAGUGGGCUCCUCCAUCUCCAGAGACACAGACUGCGGGGUGCACAUCAAUGCUGGGCCAGAGAUAGGGGUUGCCAGCACCAAGGCCUACACCAGCCAGUUUGUGGCUCUCAUCAUGUUUGGUCUGAUGAUGAGUGAGGACAGGAUCUCCCUGCAGACAAGGAGGCUGGAGAUCAUCAAUGGACUCAGGAUACUCCCAGAGUUGAUCAAGAAAGUGUUGACUCUGGAUAAGAACAUCAAGUCCAUAGCAGAUGAGCUAUAUGAGCAGAGGUCUUUGCUGGUCAUGGGCCGAGGCUUCAACUACGCUACCUGUCUAGAGGGGGCACUGAAAAUCAAGGAAAUCCCCUACAUGCAUUCAGAGGGCAUCCUGGCUGGGGAGCUGAAGCACGGUCCUCUGGCUCUGAUUGACAAGCACAUGCCGGUCAUCAUGAUCAUCAUGAGAGACGCCUGCUACACCAAGUGUCAGAACGCACUGCAGCAAGUCACAGCCAGAUCGGGGCGGCCGAUUAUCCUGUGUUGCCAGGAUGACCCAGAGGUGUCUAAGAAUGCGUAUAAGACCAUUGAGCUGCCUCAGACAGUGGACUGUCUCCAGGGCAUGCUCAGUGUCAUCCCUCUGCAACUCUUGUCCUUUCACCUGGCUGUGCUGCGAGGAUACGACGUGGACUGUCCCAGGAACCUGGCCAAGUCUGUCACAGUGGAGUAGAACCAGGCAGAAGGCAGUAGAGGCAACAUCACUGCUCUGCUGAGGAGAGAGACAGAGGAGGCGAAGCCAUCAAAGUGCAAUUAUGUGUGUAGAAGGUGUUUGUGUGUUUUUGGUUUGACCAUCCUUGUGGGGACUAGAAGUAAAACAAGGAUAGUAAAACAAGGCAAAUUGGGAUAAGGGGGGACAUUUUGCUGAUCAACACAAGGAAAAAGGCUAUUUUAGGCUUAGGGGUUAGGUUUAGGGUUAGAGUUACAAUUAGGGUUAGGGUUAGAAUUAAGGUUAGGGGUUAGGGUUAAGAGUUAGGUUUAGGGGUUAAGGGUUAGGGAAAAUAUAAUUUUGAAUGGAAAUCAAUUUUAUGGUACCCACAAGGAUAUUAAAACAAACGUGUGUGUGUGUGUGUGUAUGUGUGCGUGUGUGAAUAGAGGGAAGUGACAUUUUUAAAGCACAGAAAUGUGAAGUCCUAUUGACACACUGUUGAGGCGAUGCCAUUGACCUUUUGGGCCUUUUGCUCUCUCUAUCUAUAUCUCACAAAACUUUGACCAUCUGUCAAAUCAGCAUUAUCUCCAAUAAUGCCUCCAAAGCAAGAUCCUUUCACUAUACAGUACUGUGCACACUGUGCCUUGUACCAAAUUUGUGCCUUGUCCACAAACAGUUGAGCCAAAAAUACAUAGUGUAGGAGUAAUGCAUUUAGUUGGUGUAUUGAAGUGCUUACAAUUGUGCAAUAUGGGAGGCAUUGUGAAUGUUUGAUAAUAUUAUCGUUGUUAAAUGGGUUCUCUGUCCCGUGGGAGUUUAUUAGCUUUGCAUCUUGGGGAGUGUAGGCUAUUCCAUAGCAUUCUGUUAUCCAGCAGAGCCAAUAGCUAGCAUAUUGUAGGGAACUAUUCUGAAAAGCUCUAUGUAGGCUAUUUGGAUAUAUCACUUGUGAUGUAGGGCCUACACACAUUGCUUUGGUGUACUGUACACAAAAAAUUCAUUCCUUGUAGUCCCAUAAUCAAGGGGCACUUUUUUUUUAUCACUCCUUUGUCAGAGUGAAUCUAAUAUGAUUUUACUCAUGAGGGGAUUACUGUUCAUCUACACUCCAAUCUGUUGAAAAGGGCCGGAUGAUACUGCUACAGGCUUGUAAGAUACUAUAAGAAUUAUACUUCCUUUCAUUCACUACCCUUUCAUUAAUCAUUAUUCUCAGUUUAGUCAUUGUAUGGCGUUCAUCAUUGCAAUCAUAUUAUGUUGUCUGUCAUGCAGCGUUGUGAGAGACAUCUCUGUCCUAUUCUAUGAAGACUGUUUGGGGUCCAUUGGCUUAUUUAUGUAUGAAACCAAUUGGUUGCACUUACUUUUAUAGUGGAUUUAAUCUCCCAGAGUGUAAUCCACAACGGCAAUAUUGACAUGCCCUAACUCUUGUUGUCGAAAAUGUGAGGCACUUCCCUUGACAUCUCAAUAUAAGACUGAUAUGCAUAAA
This is a messenger RNA of Salmo salar (Atlantic salmon), 3755 nucleotides long. Lineage: Eukaryota; Metazoa; Chordata; Actinopteri; Salmoniformes; Salmonidae. The record is from RefSeq and is a predicted model, not a curated record.